Molecule: messenger RNA, 243 nt
Organism: Ectocarpus sp. CCAP 1310/34
Lineage: Eukaryota; Phaeophyceae; Ectocarpales; Ectocarpaceae
Source: the annotation of a GenBank genome assembly
AUGGUAUUCGUAGCGAAGUCGGCAGAAUGUGAUAGCACGCCGCCCACGUUUGUAGAUAGAGAUUCCGAGCGUGGACUCCGGCGCGACUGGCAUUAGUUUAUGCAUGUGUUGAUCUUGCUCUAGUAGCGCAACAACGACAGUGUCUGAUGGAGCGGUGAAUAUUGGUGGGGGCUUUGACCCGGAGGCCGGGUUUCCCCCUGCUAUUUUAUUGCGUUGGUUUUUGUCUUGUAGUUUUUUGGUCAC